AUGACCGUUCACGAUUUCCGUCCCGCGGGCCCCGAACAUGACGAAUUUACGAAAUGGGCGAAAGCGCAAGGAAUACAGAUCAGCGGCGUAGCCGCGGUGGCGUUUGCGGGACGAGGGAUUGGGAUUGCUGCCUUGAGGGACAUUGAUGCUGGAGAAACAAUCGUCUCUGUCCCAACUUCUAGCCUUUUGACACUAGACAAUAUACCAUCGGCAUUUAAAAGUAAAUUCCAGGCCGAUACGCCCGUCCAAGGUAUAUUUGCAGCUUAUCUAGCCUGCGACGAUGCGGCCAAAGCAAAGUACGCAUUGUGGCAGGCUACAUGGCCCACCAUGCAGGAUUUUGAAGCUUCGAUGCCGCUACUUUGGCCAGAGUAUGUUAUAGGAACAAAGAGCAAACAGCCCCAUGAAAAUGGAGAGGAUGCGCCGCAGAAAGGAUUCUGCUCUCUAUUACCGCCAUCUGUGUCGGGCUAUUGGAAUUCCAUACCCUCUUCUCAUCAAGUUCCCUCUGACUACUCCCCUACCCAGCAGCGUCUCUUUCAUGACCAGUAUGACAGGUUCCAGAGGGCUUUAAAGCAUGUGAAGCUAGUCUAUCCGUGCAUAGAUCUGAAGGCGUUUACGUAUUACUGGCUUGCAGCGCAUACGCGAUGCUUCUUCUAUGUAGCCAAGAACGCUGCAGUGCCAGAAGAUCGCAACGAAGCGAUGGCAUUAUGUCCGUUUGCUGACUAUUUUAACCAUUCGUGCGAUGACCCUGGGUGCGAAGCGACCUUUGAUGAGGAUGGGUAUAGCUUUACAACUACAAAAUCCUAUGGUAAGGGCUGA
This is a messenger RNA of Uncinocarpus reesii 1704, 816 nucleotides long. RefSeq lists its product as uncharacterized. NCBI's taxonomy places the organism in Eukaryota, Fungi, Ascomycota, Eurotiomycetes, Onygenales, Onygenaceae. The record is from RefSeq and is a predicted model, not a curated record. Gene Ontology annotation, molecular function: protein-lysine N-methyltransferase activity; protein binding. The transcript has 3 exons. Bases 1 to 816 code for a protein of 271 amino acids. Gene Ontology annotation, biological process: peptidyl-lysine monomethylation.